Somion occarium is the source of this 1176-nucleotide messenger RNA. The record is from the annotation of a GenBank genome assembly. Lineage: Eukaryota; Fungi; Basidiomycota; Agaricomycetes; Polyporales; Cerrenaceae.
AUGAUUAUUCUUUGAUACCAAGUGCCGUACAGAUUACUUACUCCAUCAUAUGUACAGCAAUGUCAUUAAAUAAUGUGUUGGCGCAUCUACAUCACUGGCGGUGACUUGGUGGCACGGACAACGAGGCAAUGCAAUUGCACAAAAUUCUUCAUAAAAGGGCGUCACUGACUGUUAUCUGUCCACUGUAGCUCCACGUAGAGCCGCCAGCACCUAUCUGUACUCGUCCUCCCCCUAAAUAUGUCAUAUCAUACGCCUAGCGGCUAUCCUGGCCCUCAACCAGCUCAAGGAUAUCCUGGAGCCCAAUUCCCAAGCCCUGGCGGAGGAUACCCUGCCCUAGGUCAACAUGCCCCUCCUCCGCAACAAUCGCAGGGCACCGCAAUGAUCGAUACCACUGGUGCAUUUGAAGGAGCACAGUAUCGUAUUGACCACCGAGAUAGCAAUAGCUUGUUGGCUAUUCGUCUGCAACCUGGCUAUGAGAUUAAGGGCAAGCCGGGUUCGAUGGUGGCUAUGGACCCUACCGUCAGUCUGAAGGGAAAGCUGAAAUUCAGGUGCUUCAAGAAACUAGUCACCGGGACGGAGAUGUCGGAAUCGACCUUCGCAGGUCCCGGAGAGGUCUUGCUCGCUCCCGAGAUAUGGGGAGACAUAGUCCCAAUACCGAUGGAUGGCUCGACAACUUGGUCCAUCGGAAAGCACGCUUUCCUCGCCGCCACCAAGGAUGUGAAAUUAGCGACGAAGUCGCAAGGGUUCGGGAAAGGACUAUUCUCGGGAGAGGGUUUGUUCGUCAGGCAGGUGACAGGUGCUGGUGUGUUAUUCGUAUCCAGUUUGGGUGCUGUCGUUCAGCGAAGGCUUGGGAAUGGCGAGCAAUGGAUCGUCGAUAAUGGACAUCUUGUAGCGUGGUCCGCCAAGUAUGCUGUCGAGCGAGUGAAUGCGGGAGGCCUGAUUUCUGCGGCUCAUACAGAUGAAGGAUUGGUUUGUCGCUUUACAGGUCCUGGAGUUGUAUACAUUCAGACGAGGAACCCUGACGCAUUGACAGGGUGGAUUCAGGAGCAAUUGCCUUCCUCGGGCUAAACUUACCUCUUCAUUCUGAUGGUAAACUUGUUCUGCGAGUCGUCUGAUUGUUCAAAUGUACUCUACAAAGCGCAUGUAGAAAAUCCAAGAGAAGACAUUGUAAGCGCU